Polypterus senegalus (gray bichir) is the source of this 1682-nucleotide messenger RNA. It is a transcript of the gene fbxw9, whose product is annotated as F-box and WD repeat domain containing 9. NCBI's taxonomy places the organism in Eukaryota, Metazoa, Chordata, Cladistia, Polypteriformes, Polypteridae. The transcript is spliced from 6 exons. The record is from RefSeq and is a predicted model, not a curated record. Gene Ontology annotation, molecular function: protein binding. Bases 42 to 1499 code for a protein of 485 amino acids.
CCGCCCAUAAUAUCUCCGGUCCGCUGUGAAAAGUGACGCAAAUGAGUCGCGCCGGAAAAAAAAAAACUGUACGAGUUCUGAGUAAACCUUGGAGCCUCAUGACUGAUCAAAUUCAGAGCUCUGGGCAGUGCGAACUGACCACUCCCGAGCCCGAACAGAAUUUAGAAAAUGGAUGCGAGGAAGACGUCGGCGCCUGCAACGAGGCAGGUGAAGCUCAGCGCUAUAUGGAUCACAUGUGGCGCUCGGCAGGCUGUGACAUUCGGCAGCCGGUUGAGGAGGAAGAAUUCUGGUCCAAGCCUCAGCCUGUUCUGCCAUCCUCCUUCCCCCGGUCCCCUGUGGACGGAGCUCCAGGUCAUGUAGGCCUUCUCUCCCUACCCUGGGAGCUCCUCCUUGAGAUUAUCUCCUACCUGCCAGCUCGUUUCAUCCUGACUGUGCUUCCCCAGGUGUGCCGGACACUACAAGCUCUCGUAUCGGAUCGAGUUACCUGGAGGCUUCGUGCACAAAAACAGCUGAUGGCCGCCUUCCCACUUACCGAGGACGAGGAUUUUGAUUGGCCUAAAGCUUGCAGCGAAUUAGAAGAACAUCUGUCUCACUGGUCAGAUGGCAAGGCGGAGCAUUUCUCGUUGGUGGAUGGACACUUUGCCACUGUUGACACCGUACUGCUGCUGGAGGGAGGCAAUCUUUGUGUUUCAGGGUCACGGGACCGUAACGUCCGGAUGUGGGACCUAAAAAAUCUUGGGCAGCCCUCCAGUGAGGUUUUGCUUGGGACACUUGGGAAGGAACGCAGUGGAACCCACAAAGGAUGGGUUUGGUGUCUUGCAUCCCGGGGAAACCAGCUGUGCUCCGGAUCUUUUGACAGUACCAUCAAACUGUGGGACAUGGGCUCUUCGGGGGCUCUCAUCACAGAAGUCACGGGCAAAGCGGCUGUUUUGUGCCUGUUUUGUCUCCCAGAUGUUCUGGUUGCUGGUUCCUAUGACAAGAAGGUCACUGUGUAUGACCCAAGAGCUGCUAACCCCUUGGUGAAAAGUCUUAGGCUGCACAAUAAAGCUGUGUUAUGUUUAGCUGCUGAUGACCAAUACAUAAUCUCAGGAAGUGACGAUCAUACAGUUGUGGUGUUUGACAGGAGAGCUGGGAAGGUCCUUCAGAAGAUGCAGCUGAGUUCCUACCUGCUGUCCUUUUCCUACCAGUAUCCACAGCUGUGGGCAGGUGACAACCAAGGAAUGCUGCAUACGUACGAGUGCCAGGCAGGGCUUUUCCAACCCAUUAAGAAGUUCAACGUGGGUCACAGUUCCCUGAUCACAGGAAUCCACCAUACUCUGAGCUCGCUGUACACGUGCUCCACGGACCGGACCAUCAAAGUGCAUGUGCCAUCAGUUCCACCUAAGACUUUGUGCACUCUGCAUCACUGGGAAGUUGUCAAUGGGCUUAGCGUUUCUGGAGAUAUUCUGGCCGCCGCCUCUGGAGACAUGUCUGUCGAAGUGUGGAGGAUGACGACAUGAAGGAAACUUUCACGACAUUACACUACAGCAGUACCUGUGCUCAAUAUUUCCCAAGAGUCCCUCCUUUUGGGGUAGAGGCGAAAGUGACAAAGCCAUGCUGGAACUUCUAGUGUGGUGGUCCCAGUGCGAUGGAGUCAGGGUUUAUGGCCCUGGCCUCACGUCAAUAGUGGUUACCCACCCCCA